GUGGAGCCUGUCUGCCAACAGCUUCAGCAGCGGCUCUAUCUGGAACCCACUACACUAACUGACAAUUAAAAAGGAGGCCCCCGUUUUCUUCUUAUUUCCGAGGACUAUUCUUCCCACCAUGGGCGACAAGAAGAGCCCUACCAGGCCAAAAAGACAAGCCAAACAGACCGCCGACGACGGGUACUGGGACUGUAGCGUCUGCACCUUCAGGAACACCGCCGAGGCUUUCAAAUGCAGCAUCUGCGAUGUGAGGAAGGGCACAUCCACCAGGAAACCCAGGAUCAACUCCCAGCUGGUCGCCCAGCAGGUGGCUCAGCAGUACCCGAUGCCUCCGCCGCCCAAGAAGGAGCGGCGGGAGAGGAGCGAGCGCACGGACAAGGAGCGCCCGGACGGCGAGGGCGAGCGCGCCAACGGAGAGGGACGCCCGGAGGUCGAGCGUCCGGAGGUCGAGCGUCCGGAGCUCGAGCGCCCGGAGCUGGUGAGGCCAGAGGGAGACCCUGCUGAGAAGGAGAAGAGCGACACCGAACAACAGCCAAUCACAGACAAGCCCAACAGAGAGAAGGACAUCGUCCCAGCCGUCACGAAGAAGCCCAGCAUCAAAAAGACCAGACCCAAAUCAGACAACCACCAGAGCCCGCCCAGCGACAAACACAGCAUACAGUCUGGCAAAUCAGCAACCAAGACCAACAAGAACUCUCACAUCUCCAGGCCCAAGCUGAAGAACAUCGACCGGAGCACCGCCCAGCAGCUGGCGAUCACCGUAGGGAACGUGACGGUGAUCAUAACAGACUUUAAGGAGAAGACCCGCUCCUCCUCCACGUCCUCAUCCACCAUCACGUCCAGCGCGGGCUCCGAACAGCAGCACCAGAGCUCCGGCUCCGAGAGCAUGGACAAGGGCUCGUCGCGGGCAUCCACGCCCAAAGGGGAUCUCUCUGUGGGGCAUGACGAGUCGUUCUAAGGUCCCGUCCCCCUUUUUUUCCCCUCCCGUCCUCGACCCACCGCUCCACCGCCUCCCCCCCCAACACACACACACACACACACACACACACACACGCGUACGUACGUUUCUGGACACUAUGGAUCCAGUAUGGGGAGAGAUGUCUCCUUUCCCAUCGGUGCCCCGCCUCCAUUCCAUGAACGAGGAGCCGGAUGUCUGAGAGCAACAGCAGUGGGCCUGCCGGGGCGAAACUCCCCCUCGUGGUUACAACCCGUGGUGCAGGCGAGGAGAGGAAUAACG
This is a messenger RNA of Anarrhichthys ocellatus (wolf-eel), 1237 nucleotides long. It is a transcript of the gene rybpb, whose product is annotated as RING1 and YY1 binding protein b. The transcript is spliced from 5 exons. Gene Ontology annotation, molecular function: DNA binding; transcription coregulator activity. The record is from RefSeq and is a predicted model, not a curated record. The coding region runs from base 119 to 958 and encodes 279 amino acids. Lineage: Eukaryota; Metazoa; Chordata; Actinopteri; Perciformes; Anarhichadidae. Gene Ontology annotation, biological process: positive regulation of DNA-templated transcription. Gene Ontology annotation, cellular component: nucleus.